Molecule: messenger RNA, 856 nt
Organism: Drosophila erecta
Lineage: Eukaryota; Metazoa; Arthropoda; Insecta; Diptera; Drosophilidae
Product: major allergen Equ c 1
Exons: 2
Coding region: 89-760 (223 amino acids)
Molecular function (GO): small molecule binding
Source: RefSeq, a predicted model, not a curated record
UGAUAAGCACAUCACUGGAGAACUGAAAGCUUGGGCGGCACGGCAAGGCGUUUAGUUGUCUGGAAAUCGGCACCGCGAACGGAUCGAAAUGGAGGUUCAAACAUACAAGUAUAUGUGGAUAAUUGCAUUGGUCCUCUGCAGCUGUGGAAUUCCAUUGGAGGUCGAAGCGGUCCAGACGAGAAUGCCCGUUUUGCCAAAGUACCUAAACUGCCGGAAUGAGAGCAUUGCGUUUAACUUUAACCUGACGCGACUGUCAGGUUACUGGUACGAGGCGGCUAGAGUGCCCAAUGUCCAGGUACUGGAAUGCCUGAAUGUCUCUGUGCCCGCUGAGAUCGAGGAGGGCAGUCUCUCGCUGGACUUGAACUUCAUCAGCACUGUGAACAAUAGGUGGCAGUUCACCGAGGAGUCCGUCGCGUUCCCCUGGGACGACUCCACCCAAUCCGGCAUCUUCAAGCUCCAGUACGAUACAAUCACAGUGACCUACAAGCUGAUGCUGACGGACUACGAAAACUUUGCCUUUCUCUGCGGAUACGGAAGCAUUUCGCCCGUUCCGCUGUUCAAGCUCUUCACCCGGAAUCGGGAGGUCGACCAGGCGGUGAUCGACAAGGCGGAGAAGUUCGCUGAGGAGAACGGCAUGGGCGGCCAGAUCGCGUGGGAGAAGCAAUCGCCGGGUGAAUGCAAUGGUUCCGGCGGACUAGCUUCUAUGGAAACUCUAGUGGCUACCAUGGCAGUGCUCUGGGGCUUAAGCUUGCGAAGCUAAAUUUUUGCUUCGAAAUUACUAUUUGCAAAGUGAAUAUUUCAUUUUUCGCUACCACUAUCAGAACAACUUCCUAUCAAUGUUUUCAUUUUGUUUGCA